Messenger RNA from Rhipicephalus microplus (southern cattle tick), 8085 nucleotides. RefSeq names its product WW domain-containing oxidoreductase (gene Wwox). The record is from RefSeq and is a predicted model, not a curated record. NCBI's taxonomy places the organism in Eukaryota, Metazoa, Arthropoda, Arachnida, Ixodida, Ixodidae. Gene Ontology annotation, molecular function: protein binding.
AUUUAUCGGUUUAUCUUCCAUGCUUCAUAUGCUGUGGUAGGGUGUUCCCCGAGUUCACCUUUAUUCUAUGAGCUCACUUCAUGUACCGUGUGCGGCUGGUGUGCGGUUCAUUCGAGAUGUCUGGUUUAUUUGCGUUAGGUUCUGGGGCCGGUUCACUCUACCGGUAGCCGGCAAACGCGCGAGAACAUGAUUUGAGAAGAGCGAUGUUCUCUAGUGGUACAUUUUAUUUUGCCCAAUUCGCUUGAAAGAAAUCUCCAAGGCCAGCUACAUCUUGAAACAACGAUCUUGCCACCGGUGCUGUCACUUAACCUCGGGAUUUGUUUACUCUUGCUACCUUUUAAGACGCAAAGCAUACAGUCUCGAAGGGCAAGUCUUGCAUUUGAUCAAGGAGUUUGAUGCCGCGGCCGGCGAUCGCAAGGACACCAGCUUUAACGUAAGGACAUCAGAGUGCCGCGAGCAUGUCGAGCUUGCUGCCCGAGACGGAUAGCGAGGACGAACUGCCAGCGGGCUGGGAAGAGUGCGUGGCGAGCGACGGCUCGGUCUACUACGCCGACCACUUGGGCCAGCGCACGCAGUGGGUGCACCCGCGGACGGGAAAGCGCAAGCGUGUCGCGCAGCGACUGCCGUUCGGCUGGGAGCGCAGCGGCGACGGCGCUUUCGUCGAGCGGGCCUCGGGACGUCGAAGCCAGACCGACCCUCGGCUCGCAUUCCCCGUUGAGGAAGGCGCCCCCCGUCAGCGGUUCGACGCCAGCUCUACGGCCAUGCAGGUGCUGCACGGACGAAACCUGGAUGGCCAGACUGCGGUCAUUACGGGGGGCAGCUCAGGCAUUGGCCUCGAGACAGCCCUAACACUGGCAUCACAUGGCUGCGAUGUGAUCAUUGCUUGCCGCUCAGCUGAUGCUGUUACGAAAGCCAUAGCCCAGGCCAAGGCCAAAAAGCCCAGCACCAAGUUGUCCUUCCUGCCUCUAGACCUGGCUUCCCUGAAGUCUGUGCGUGACUUUGCCACAGCUUUGGCACAGCAACGGCAGUGCCUUCACAUACUUAUCCUCAACGCUGGGGUGUUCGCGAUACCGUACUCCGUCACCGAGGAUGGCUUUGAACGCACCUUUCAGGUGAAUCACCUGGGUCAUUUUUACCUAACAAUGCUGCUAGAACCACUGCUACUUGCUUCAGCACCUGCACGCGUCGUCGUACUGUCAUCUGAGAGCCAUCGCUUCAGCUUUCUGUCAAGUGCUAACUUAUCUGAAGACCGCCUGUCGAAUCCAACGGGUCAAGGCUUCUAUCCCAUGCUAGCGUACAAUGACACCAAGCUUUGUAACGUGCUGUUUGCGGCCGAACUUGACCGGCGGUGUGGGCCAAGGGGCGUGCGUGCCUAUGCUUUACAUCCUGGAAACAUGGUGUUUACUGGCCUUCCACGCGAGAGUUGGCUGUAUUGGGCUCUUUUCCUGCUGGUGCGGCCAUUUACUAAAUCUAUAGAACAAGCUGCUGCAACAACCGUGCUUUGUGCUACGGCACCAGAACUGGCUGAUGCUGGAGGUGCUUACUUCAACAACUGCUGCCAGUGCAGGCCGUCCGUUGCAGCUCAGGAUGAAGUGCUAGCUGGGCUACUCUGGAAGACAAGCCAAGCUAUGAUUGGCCGAGCAGUCCUGCGCAUUGAUCAAGAAAAUGCUAAGCAUGGUGUACAGUGAUCCAGUUGCAAAAUGUGGAGGAGUAAACUCUCAUUUCAUGAGGUCACCAGCAGUGUCGGUCCAGGACUGUGGUCACUUCAUAAAACUGUCCACUUUCAGAAGAUAGCAGGUCCUUCUACUGCUCUGUUGUACGUUGAGAGAUGCAGUGUAUUCUAAAAAAGUUUUAGUACAGCUUUUAAAACUGUGCAGCGAGUGGCUACACUUAAAAUCUGAUUUGGAAAAGACAAAACCAAAGGAAUAGUGCGUACUAAGCAGGUAACUGGCAAAGAUGCACUUCUUUGAGAGCUCACAUUUAUCCUGAUAGAAACAUGGAUGUUUUAAAGUAAGAACCCAAAAAAGAACGGAAAGAACAUGGCACGUAUUGGCAUCAGGGGCAUAUUUGAUGGCAAUUUUAACUCUUUGUAUCCCAGCAUCCACAUAUGUGGACAACACAUAUCAGCAAUGUGGGAUAAAGCUAGCCAAUGCAUUGCCUAAAAAAUCGAUUUGAAAUGUUGGCAUUACUUCAGCAUUUCAUAAAAACAUCUAGCAUCUGACUGCGCAAGCGCUUCCUGAAGCUUCAUAGCCUCAUACAAUGGUGGGUAUCUCAGGCGACCGCAUUUUGGCAGUGGCAGCAGCACUGGUAACACGUCUGAUUCUCUAUACACCAUCUCGCAAGUUAGUAGCUCUCCUUAUGUCAUAACGGUUUUCUCUUUUUUUUCUCAUACCUUUGCUGCCGCUGGUGCCAUUGUUGCUAUACAGUAAUAUAACAGACGUAACUCGUAUUUUCUUUGCAUUGUUCUGUAUCUCUUUGUUAAUUUUCUGUGCGCCCUGUUUGACAGUUGCUUAUCGAUGUUUGUUACCUGCACGUGAAGAAGAGUCUGCAAAGUGCAAUGAGUGUUCAUACAUGUACCAUCUUAGAGAAUGUGCUGGCUUGCAUGAAAAAUCAAUCAAAUCCUAAUCAGAGGCAGCAAAGAACUUGUGCAAGUGGGACCGUGGACCAAUCGCAGUGACAGUUUAGUUGUUGUACAUUUAGUUUUAGCAUCGAUCAAUCUAAAACAUGCGGGCUUGCUGGCUCUAAUGGAAAAAGUAAACGCCAUGCAACAGUCCAUUCAGUUUAUAUCUAAGAAGUUUGGCAAGUUUCAAGAAGAGAUCUCGAACCAAGACACUGAAAGGAAUUAAGAAAAAUAGUGACAGAAGUAGGGGAACGUGAAAAGGUGCAUGUAUCUGCAGAAUAGGACAUGCAACGGCAAGUGAACGAUCUAGAGUACCAAAGUAGGUGGCUAAGCCUACAAGUUCAUGGAAUUUCUUUUGUAAAGGGUGGUGAAAACUUGAUGACCUCUUUAAACCGUGCAGCUGACAAGCUUGAAAUACCUGAGCUUACAAAAGCCGAUAUCGCAUCUAUGCAUCGCUGCCAGCUGAGCAAUGCAGAAUACCAUGAAAUAUUACCAGAGAUGUGUGUCUUAAAGACAAGAAACCACUCGCAGACUGCAGCCAUCGAAUUUACCUUUAGGAAAACUUAGGCAUAGCAGGGAGAAUCUAGGUUUUACAAAACCCAUAGCAAAGUGAAAUGGCUACAGGUCUUCUAUUCGAAAAUGCGAGGGUGCUCAGGAUAAGGAUGACCUUGUAGAACUGUAGAUAGUAAAUUUCACUGCGAUACUUGAAUGGUGCAUAACGAAAUGAAAUUUUACUCAACUAGCUAUAAAAAGUGACAUUGUAGCAGCAUUUACCACUCCUUCUAUCAAAUGCACCCACCUAAAUGCACAAUCUGUGGGAAAUAAGACAAUAUGCUUAGAGAAACUAUGUGCUGAAUUUUCUUUUCAGUUCUCAGGGAUCAUGUUGAGCGAAACAUGGAGUACAGUUAAAACGCCUUGAUAAGAGGCAUGCUCUGGGGAUUUAUUCUUGUCUCAUAUAUGACAUGUCUUUUAUAAGCAGGGUACCAUGUAUGCAUUUUUCGAUCAACCCGUCUUUUACUGUAGGCACCAGGGCUGGGCAAAGAUACUUUUAGAUUGUAUCGCGAUACAAUACGAGGUACUGCCUCAAAAAGUUUAUCUAAUACGAUACUUCCCAAUUGUAUUUUAUGAUACUUCAAUACAUUCGCAAUAGUGUUGUUAUAGACCCCCACAAUCUAGUAGCGAAAGCGUGUGCACAAAAACGACACCUUGAAAAUUUCUCAAGUGUUUUUCAUUUUAAACAAAUGUUUGUUGGUAUCUCAAAAGUUUUGUUUUAAAGUAAAUCAGUUUACUUCUGAGAAACUUAUUAGGCUUUGAUUUAGCUUCUGAAAAGGGCAGCUCUGUAGACACUUUGCUGACUGCAGUUCUUGCUUGUCAUUUCUGUAAUUGAUGAAAGUUGGUGCUGAGCUUACCGACCAGCUAGUGGCUUGCAUUCUAGUCACAUGACCUUCUAUGAGAAGCUUUCGCACGAUGGUGCAAAUAGAGGGGUACAGAUUCAGCUUGUUCAUCAAAGACAAUUUUGCAAUACCAAAUCACUUGCGUACAGCAGCAAUAACGUUGGCAGUGAUAUCUUAGUGGAACAUUGCGUAUAGACGCAGGCCUACAGAGAGCCCAUAAAGCUGCUAUUACUCUUAUUCUUCUUAUGGGCUGGCAUAGCUCAUUUGUUAUUUAUGUAUACUUACUAACAUGCAACCAAUUUUCUUCAGCAUGAGGACAUGUGCACCUCAUAAACCCCUCUGACUAUUCUGUUGUCGCAUGGGGGUGACUGUGGAAAAAGUGGCAGUCACUUUGGUAGAAAUCAAACUUGACAAUUAGCUAACGUGUGCCCAGAAAACUAAGUAAUUUAAACUACAAGCAAAGCGAGUUGUACUCUGACAGGAGCAAUGAGUGUUAUCAGCCUUCGGUAAUCUAAUCAUCAGCAGAACGCGUAUUUUAUUUAUACAGCACUGAUUGCACCCUCUAGCGUCAUUGCUGGUGCUUGCUUAGCUCGUGAAUUAACAAGAGUACACAUACCGUGCAUAAUCUGAAUAGUAAUUGUUCAAUUUUUACAUCAUAAAGCUAUGAUAGGAUUAUGAGGACUGCAGAACGGCUGGGUUCUGGAAAUUUCGACCAUGUGGUGCUCUUUGAUGUGCUAUCAAAUCUAAGUACAUUUGCCUCUAGUAUUGUACCUUUAUUACCGCGCGGCUGCCGCAGCAGGAUUGCCCCCAAUCAUAACAGCACAACCGGAGACAAUCUAUAACAUGGCUGGCGGCUUGUGCUGAGCGGUCAUUAGUUGUUUUGUGACUUACAUCCAAUGACACCAAUAUGAAAAGAAAAAAAAUGAGUGGGUAGCAACAUAAUUGCACAAUUCGUUUCAGGAAGACGUUGGCUGUUCAGUUUUCCACUCCAGAAAAAAAAAAAAAGUUUUCCACUCCUGAAUAGCAACCUUCACUGGGCAAACCUGCUAACACCAUGCCAAUUUGCUUUCUGUAGGAAUAAAUCAAUGGAAUUAACACUAGCAGAGCCAGAAAAAUAUAUAUUGACUGGGCUUGAAAAUAAAUCAAUAGUCCUUGGUAUUUACAUCGACUUUUCUAAAGCUUUUCAUUAGGUUAAGCAUUACAUUCUGGAAGCAAAACUUAGCUAUUAGGGAAUAUGAGGAUAUGCGUUAUCUCUCAUCAAAUCAUACUUAUCUAACAGAACCCAAAUUGUGAAAAUCAACACUUUUACUUCUAAGGUCAGAUACGUCCAAAGCGGAGUAUCACAAGGAAGUAGUUUGGGGCCUCUCAUUUUCAAUAUUUAUUUGAACGAUAUCAUAAGUGUCAAUCCUAAGGCAAAUUUUAUUGUUUACACGAAUGGCACAAGUAUUUAUUUCAUUGGUAAUCAUAUUCAUCACUUAAUAGAACAAUGUAAAAACAAAAUGAAAAAUGUAGAGAAGUGGUCUGCAUUAAAUUUGAUGAAAAUAAAUGUAAGCAAGACAAAAGCAGUCAUGUUCAAGCCACAGAAUAAGCGCAUUCUUUCACAUCAAGUUGCAUUGCCAAAGUAUAGAAAUUAGCGAGAAUUUAAAAUGUUUGGGUGUUAUAUUUUCAGCCACCAUGUCAGUUGCAGUCGUUUGUCGGCAGGUUGACAUUUUAUUCCAGAUUCUUAACAAACAUGUCAACAACGUUAACCCUGUUGUAUUGAUUGCUGAAAAAAAUGCACGGUGGGAGUGGAAGCACCCACAGGAAACAGCAUUUGUCCAAGCCAAACAAUGUCUCAAGAACGCAGAGGUACUGGCCCAUUUUGAUUCAUUGAAAGAACUGAAAUUGGAGUGUGACGCUUCACCUCAUGGCUUUGGUGCAAUGUUGUUCCACGUAGAAGGCACCGCUCAUCGACCGAUUAGAUUUCGCUCAAGAACUCUUAUGAAAGCCGAAAGGAACUACUCGCAAUCGGAGCGUGAGGCGCUGGCACUAGUUUUUCGUGUCACUAAGCUUUGGGACUAUCUCUUCGGUCGUGAAUUCACACUUUUCCUUGGUUUGAGUUUCUUUGUUUUCUUUCUCCCAGCUGUGUUGAAGCCUUGUAAUGCGUAGGCAGGCAUUGCUGUAAAUCCAGGCAGUGUUUGUCUAUUUUAAAAGUGUUACACAGGUAUUAAUUGAUUGCUCUACUAUCUGACAUAGAUGUAUAUUGGUUGGUUUGUAUUUGGUUGUACCCUUCCUGUAAGAGCCCUCAAGAGAGGGCUAACAUUAUUGUGAAAAAAAUAAAUAAAUAAAAUAAAUAUUUACAAACCACCAACCACUCGUGGGACUGCUCAGAUCCGACCGCCCAACGCCUGCUAUGGCAGCAGCCCGCAUUCAACGGCGGGCACUUUCUCUCGGCGGAUAUCGCUACAAGCUUCAGUACACUCCCGGAAAGCAAAUGCUGAAUUCAGACGCCCUCAGCAGGCUCACACUACCGAUUUCUGGCCACGCUGUCGAGCCACAAGAGUAUGUGUUUUGUUUGCAUAGCCUGGAUGAAGGCACAGUAACGACGCGGGAACUACAACAUCUGACAAUCCAUGACAUGACACUUGCGCGCAUCAAGCAAUACGUGCUGCAUGGUUGGCCCAGAAGAGCCGCGAAAGUGUGGAACCAGACAUGGUUUCAUUUUUUAACCGCCGACUUGAAUUGUUCUUGUCACACGAGUUAGUCUAUUAAGCCCACCGAGUUGUUGUGCCCUCAGGGGCGCGCAAAUGUUUAAUGCAGCUCCUGCAUAAAAAUCACGAAGGGUCAUCGGCGAUGAAGUGCAUAGCGCGAUCUUUGUUUUGGUGGCCAGGCCUGGACCGAGAAAUUGAGAGACUGUUGGCGACAUGCAAGAACUGCAUUGACAACCUAAUUAUCCAUGCCUCCGAUCACACCACCAGCAAGCUGGCCACAAACACUUGAGAAGUGAUCACGUAUUCAUGUGAUGUGGAUUUUGCCGGACCAAUAGAAGGAAUGAUUCUGUUUGUAAUUGAUUCUCACACAAUGUGGAUAGAAGCCAUCCCUCUCAAGCAAUGAGCUACCACGGCGGCAACAGUCAGCUGUUUACGAGACAUAUAUUCAGUCAGUUUGGCGUGUCCCGAACGAUUGUCUCCGAUAACGGGACGCAAUUCGGGAUUUUGCAACGUUCGUCGAGAAAAACAUCUCGCACGUUAGGACAGCCCCGUUCCACCCACAAUCUAAUGGGGCUGUGGAACGAGCCGUACGAAUGGUGAAAGAUAGGCUUCAGAAGAUGAAGGGAGGAAAAUUGGAGCACAGACUGAUACGACUGUUUUAAGGCUACAGAAGAACGCCUCAGCAAAGUGGGAAGUCGCCAUCAGAAAUGCCUUUUUAGGCUUCCAGGUCAGAUCGCUUCUAGAUAGCUGUUUUACAUACUACAGUGGAGGAGCACCAUAUGAGAAAGGCAGAAACGCGCACGUGCCUCAGGUAAACAGCCGGGUGCACGUGCGCAACUAUGGGGCCGGAAGCAAAUGGACACCAGAACAAGCAAUAUCUACAUCUGGGACUCGAAUGGUGAUCGCAGAGACACCUGGGGCGAUCUUCCGAUGGCAUAUGUCGAUCAAGUCCGCCGGCAGCCUGCAGAAGAGCAAGCACAGGUCCAAGCGGAACACAUGUGCUCGGACAAUCCACCAGUCAGCACAGACGAAUCAGCGCCACAUCCUGACACAAGCCUGAGAAAACAGUUGAGUUCCCAAACUUUAGACCCAGAUGAUCCUGCCCCUGAAUUAGUUCCGACACGUCAGUCCACCGAAGCUGAAGUUUCAAGUGAACCAGCUCAAGUGCUACAACGCUCCAUGCGAACAUGGCAGCCGAUCUAUCGCUUUCAAUUUUAGAAGGCAGAAUUAAGUGUUGUAUCGGUAUCUGUGUCACAGACUGGCUGUUCACUGCGCACGCGUAAAAUUUUCUUCUCUGUUCCCUUUCUCCUCUCCUCCCCCACCACGAUCUUUUAUUAACACACGACGGCAGAUAAUAAACGUCAUUCCUUUGCCUGUUCUC